Adineta ricciae is the source of this 780-nucleotide messenger RNA. Lineage: Eukaryota; Metazoa; Rotifera; Eurotatoria; Adinetida; Adinetidae. The record is from the annotation of a GenBank genome assembly.
AUGGCAAAACAUUUAUUCAGACAGUUCUUUGAACACGAAUCGUCAACUUAUACAUACUUAUUAGCUGAUCUAUCAACAAAAGAAGCGUUAAUUAUUGAUCCAGUUAUCGAUACUGCAGAACGCGAUGCAAAAGUCAUUCAACAACUUGGCUUAAAAUUACGCUAUGCAGGUAUUGAAGUAAUCCAAGGUCUUACGUUAGUUUUCUCCUCAACUUCCAUCGUCUCUCUAGUGAAUACCCAUGUUCAUGCUGAUCAUAUAACUGGAAGCGGAAAAUUGAAAACUCUACUGCCUGAGUGUAAAAGUGUGAUAUCCAGUGUGAGUGGAGCAAAGGCAGAUAUUUAUGUUAGAGACGGCGAAGUCAUCAAAAUUGGCGAAUCGGGUAAAACACCAAUCAGCAUCGAAUGUCGUUCAACACCGGGCCAUACUAAUGGUUGCAUGACUUUCGUUUGGCAUGAAGGGGGUGCAGUGUUCACCGGCGAUGCCCUUCUUGUCCGUGGUUGUGGUCGAACAGAUUUUCAACAAGGAAGUUCGGAUACACUCUACACUUCGAUUCAAGAGAAAAUCUUUACACUACCGGAUCAUUACGUUGUCUAUCCUGCACACGAUUAUACAGGACAAACAAGCUCAACUAUUCUCGAAGAAAAAACUUUCAAUCCACGUCUGACAAAGUCACGAGAAGAAUUUAUGGAUAUAAUGGCUAAUCUUAAACUAAGUUAUCCAAAACAGAUCGAUAAAGCAUUGCCAGCGAAUCUAAUCUGUGGCUUACAAGGCGAUAUAUGA